Symbiodinium sp. CCMP2456 is the source of this 1567-nucleotide messenger RNA. NCBI's taxonomy places the organism in Eukaryota, Dinophyceae, Suessiales, Symbiodiniaceae. The record is from the annotation of a GenBank genome assembly.
AUGGUCUUCACCGAAGAAUAUUGGGUGAAAGGUGUUCAGUCUCGCUUGGCAGGGGAUUGCUCCAGAAGUGUGAAUAUUCGGACUCUGGCCGAAGCCUACAAGAAAAGGUUCGCAUCGCAUGCCACCGCGAAGAAGAAGGGCGCUCCCAGGCGAAGCACAGAUCCAGAAGGCACCGUCGUCAACUCCAAGCUCUCAGAGAACCUUCGAAGCGUGCUCGAGAAGCAAAAAACCCUUUAUCAGGAGGUUCUUCAAGCAAAAUCCGUCGAACAGCAGGACAGGACGGAGUCCACGGAGCCGAACUUACACGUGACACUGCAGCGUAGCUAUUUCUACCCCAUGGACAUCCGCUGCCGUCGAUUCUCAACUGAACACGGAGCUCAGAACAUAUCUCGACUCACGAGGGCCAUCUGCUUCCCCGAUACUGCAGACUAUGACAUCUCGGCAUCAAUGUUCACUAUCGUUGUGCAGCUGUUCGAUCUGGUGCAACCGGAGGGCAUGGCCAUUCCCUCCUGGCGUGCCGUGGCAGCGAAUCGCAGCGCCGUCUGUAUAAACAAGCUGAAGUGCACCGAUGCCGUGGGCAAACAAAUUCUUAUGGAAGUCGCCAACGGAGCGGCAGUCACGAAUUUCCCGAACAUCCAAAAGCAGGGUUUGGCAUUCUUGACAGCUUUGUCUACGGAAAGUCGCCUUCUGCGAUGGCUCGCGUGCACACAGUUGCAUGCCGAAUACUUGCAGUUGCGUCGCGGCUCCAGGAACCACUGGCCGGAGGCAAACAUUUUUGCGGUGUGGUGGAACGCCGCAGAGGAUUACAUCCUCCAGGCAAUGCUUUCUGCGAUUCAACGACAAGGAUUCGCAGGACACAUUUCGUGUCAUUUCGACGGCAUUCUUCUUCGAAAGUCCUUGGUGAAGUCCGUAGAAGAGAAUAACGGGAUGAACAUUAUCUCGUUUCUACAAGAAGCUGUUUCAGCGCAAACGCUUUUCAAGGUGACACUCAAAGACAAAACCGUGUCGUCCCUGGAUGAGUUGCUGGCCAUGAAGUUCAAACCAAGCGAGGUCACGGCCGAGUUGGGCCAGUACGUGGACACCUUGACCGCCGUCCCCAACUCUAUUCCUGCUGCAAUGGUAUUCCUAGGAGCGGAUCUGAAGCGGAUCAUUCAACGUCUACGAGAAGAAUCUCCUGCAAACACAAAAGCAGAGACUCGUCAUCUUCGACAGUACUCUGACUGGAAUGGCUGUGGACAAUUGCACUUCCUCCCGCGGGGUGCUUGCGCCGCUGAGGCCAGUUCAGACUUCCUGCUGCACAUCGAGCUCCCGGAGUCCUCCUGGUGCAUGGGUGUCAAGGUCCUUCCCAACGACGCCAUCCUACUCAUGCGUGGUGGUCGCGUGUACGAAGGAUCCAUGUCGACGAUUGUGAUUUAUGUUUUCUCGAUCUACUCGCCGGAUGAGAAUGCAAAAAACGAAGGCGAGGUAGAAGUGGGCACGGAACUUCGCCAGCUCCUACAACAGGAAGUGGCCGCAUCCAUUGACGCGGUGAAGGGCAAAACUGGGGCGAACUUUCCGCCAACGACGU